Molecule: messenger RNA, 1671 nt
Organism: Penicillium canariense
Lineage: Eukaryota; Fungi; Ascomycota; Eurotiomycetes; Eurotiales; Aspergillaceae
Product: cytochrome P450
Exons: 2
Coding region: 1-1671 (556 amino acids)
Molecular function (GO): oxidoreductase activity, acting on paired donors, with incorporation or reduction of molecular oxygen; iron ion binding; heme binding
Source: RefSeq, a predicted model, not a curated record
AUGUUGGUUGAGCCGGUGCUGAAGCAAAUGACCCUGCAGAGGGUGGCGGUGGACCUGCUCGGCGUGGUGAGCGUGCUGACAAUCGCCUACGUGCUCUACAACCGCCUCGUUCACCCCCUCCGCCGCAUCCCGGGUCCCUUCGGGGCCUCUAUUACGCCCUGGGUGCAGCUUUACCAUGGACUCAAAGGUGAUCGCCAUCUGUGGCUGCACAAGCUACACGCUCAGUACGGCACGCACGUGCGUGUCGCACCCAACUUUGUAUCUGUCAAUACCGAUCGUGGACUGCAUGAUAUCUACGGCCACGGCAAGCGGUUUCAGAAGGCCGACUUCUAUAACGCGUUCCCGGCCAUCAAGGGCGUGUACAACACGCACAAUGCGAUUGAUAAGACCAUGCACGGGCGCAAACGGCGCGUUCUCAGCCAGGCGUUCUCGGACAGUGCGUUGAAGGGCAUGGAGGAUGUGAUGCUGUUGCAUGUGCGGCAGCUCUGCGCGGUACUGGCGGGUUCGUCCGGAACCGAGGCUGGUAAUCGGGAGAGUGGUGAUCGGAAGGGCGUGGUGAGGAAUAUGGGAAAUUGGUUCAGCUAUCUGUCCUACGAUGUGAUGGGCGAGCUUUGCUUUGGGAAGAGCUUCGACAUGCUUAUCGCCGACGGUCGCCGGCACAUGAUUGGGUUGGUGGAUCGCGCUGCGAACCGACACUAUGUGGUGAGUGUUGGGCUGUUCUCUGCGCCGGACAUGGUGAUUUUCUUCGGUGACGCUAACCAGUGGCUGCAGUGUGGGCUGUGGAUGCCUUUGGACCGCUGGCAUCUCGACCAGAUCUUCAUCCGCAAGCUGACCCAGGACCGCUGGAACUUCAUCAUGAACUCACGGGUGGAGGCGAACAAGCGCGCCCAGGAGCGGGCCCAGGCCGGCCGGGAAGCCAAGAAGGACUUCUUCUACUAUCUCCUGAACGCGAAGGACCCGGAAACCGGCAAGGGGCUCAGCACGCCGGAGCUGUGGGGUGAGGCCAACGUCCUCAUGAUUGCAGGCAGUGACACCACUUCGACCACGUUGGCCGCCACGCUCUUCUACCUGGUCCGCUCCCCAGAAGCACUGGCCACGGUAACCAGCGAGGUCCGCGGCGCCUUCGCCGCAGUCGAGGACAUCGUCAGCGGCAGCAAGCUCAAUGAGCUGGUCUACCUGAAAGCCUGCAUCGAUGAAGCCCUCCGCCUCGCACCCGCUGUGCCAGGCGCCCCACCCCGCGAGGCGAUGCCGGGCGGCGCCGUCGUCGACGGCGUCUUCCUCCCCGCCGGCACCGACUGCGGCACACCCACCUACUCGAUCCACCGACAGGCGCAGUACUACCGCGAACCAGAGACAUUCAUCCCCGAGCGCUGGAUCGAGGGCGCGACCUGCAAGGCCUCGGGCACCUCGUGGGAGAGCACCAAGGAGGACAUCGAGACGGCGCGCCGGGCCUUCUGCCCGUUUAGCAUUGGGCCGCGUGGCUGCAUUGGCAAGAGCAUGGCAUUCAUGGAAAUGCGACUGACCCUGGCACGACUGGUCUUCUUAUUUGACAUGUCGCUGGCGGAUCGCCAGGGCGAGGAUGCGGGCGGCCAUUUGGCGCUGGUGGAUCACUUUACCAGUGCGAAGGAUGGGCCGAACGUGGAGUUUCAAAAAGUGCUGCCGGUGCAGUAA